UUUGGGGUUCGUAAGCCCAGCGAAGCCACAAGUCGGUUGUGGCUUUGCCGGUUCAUUAUUUCUGAUAUCGUUGUGUUACUAACCCAGACUUUUUGUAAAUUCUUUUGCACUUCUCUUGUCUUCUUCUCUGUCGCUUUUUGCGGUGCAUAACUGUGACUGCUCGUGCUUGAUGAAUUAGCGAUGUUACAACAUUUUUAAAUUUGUACGGUCUAGUCAAGUGAUUAAUUCUAUCGAAUAAAGCACGACUUGAAUUGUAAUUUGAUACUUCAUUCACUUCUCUACCCCUAAAUAUUAAAGAAGUUGGAGCGGAUUUUAUACCGGAAAAUAGUGCCUUCGGUCCCCAUUGCUUUAACACCGAGUCAAGACAAAAGCUGUGAUUAGACCCACGGACCAUGGCAAGUACAACUGUACUACAAAAUAUAUAAUAACUUAAAUUGUGAAAAUCUGUUUUAAAAAACAGAGUAGCCAUUUGAUUAUUUUUUGAUAAUCGAAAGUCAAGUGUCAUAUUUGUCAUGUACACUGCAGUGCAGCAGCACGCCGUGUAAGGGUUGGGCGCCACACACGGGAGGCGACAUCUCUACUGCAUUCAUUUCAAUUGCACCUGCGCGAUAGGGCGUGUAUCGCGUGUCACCUUCCAGCCAAGCGACAAGCGAAAUUCUUGCGUGUGAAAGUUUGUGUUCGUGCGUGUCAUCGUGCUCACGCUGGCUUGCACUGCUUGCUCCCAUGCGCGUGGGGAGUCGAGGCGCAGCUGUGACCAGCUAUAAGGGUGAGCGAGGUGUUCCCAUUCAGAGCGAAUUGUGAGUCCCCCACGGUUUUGAUUGGCUGUCUUGCCAGUACCGGAUAGUGCUAGCUGGUAUUUGAAGAUAAAAUGACAUGUCCUAUAGCUCCGGUCCAUGAGUUUGAAAGGGUUAAAGUUGUACUUAAUUUUCCAAGCACUAAUUUGAUGUGGUCAAACACUCCCAUAGGAAGUUGAAGACGAACAAAUACACCUGAUUCGACCGCCUGGACUUUCCUCACAGAGCGCGCACGCUCAGUGUCAGAUUUUUUUAAUCGAUAAAAUACGGGUUUUUGUAACAUUGCUAAAUAAAUUACUUGUAUUUGCACGCAGCCUCUGUCUCUGCAUACCCGGGGUGUAGCAUCCGACAGCCCCGCACAAGAUCCUCACAGAAACCUGUAGUUUUUAAAAAAUAUCUCACUAUGUUGGAAAAACUCUUGCAGUUUACAUGUAAAUUGAAUUAGCCAGCUGGUUCUCAUGUGAUUAUCGCAUUCCCCGGGGCACGCCUGCAGUUACUCGCUGAGGAAUCUGCAAGGACUCUGUUUUCUUGUUGAAUCCAUUCUUGGACUGUGCCAUGGGCCGCACUUUGGACACCCCAGGCUUAGCGGGUAGAGUAGUCAUCUCCCAACCUCAGUGGAUUUGAUCCUCAGUGCCCCUGUCACCAUGUCCAGCGUCCGUUCCUGAACUACUAAAAUGGGUACACAACAGAAGGCUGACCUGGCUGAAAGGAGCAGCUCUGAGAAAAAUCCACUACAGAAGUCGAUCACACCCUGUCUGUUGAGUGCAGCCUUCUUUGGUGCCCUUGGCUCGUCUUUCCUUUACGGGUACAACCUCUCUGUAGUCAACGCUCCAGCACUGUAUAUUAAAGAAUUCUACAACAAGACAUGGAUGGAGAGAUACGGCAAGCCUGUUGGAGCAGAAACAACCACGCUUAUUUGGUCCAUCACAGUGUCCAUAUUUUCUAUUGGGGGCCUUUCUGGAGCGCUUAAUGUGUCCUGGCUUAUAAAAAUACUGGGAAGAAAGGGAACGUUGCUGGUGAACAAUGUCUUUGCUGUGAUAGCUGCAUUGCUCCUGACCUUCGGAGAAAGGGCACGGUCUUUUGAAAUGCUCAUCAUUGGCCGCUUCAUUAUUGGAGUGGACUCUGGUAUAGCGCUCAGUGUCCUACCCAUGUAUCUUGGCGAAAUUUCUCCAAGGUAUAUCAGAGGUUUCAUUGGCCAGUUCAACUCCAUUCUAAUCUGUCUGGGAGUGUUCACUGGUCAGGUGCUGGGCCUACCUGAGCUGCUGGGCCAGGAGUCCAGGUGGAACUACUUAUUUUCUUUCCUGGCAUUGCCUGCAAUGCUGCAACUCUGUGUUAUGCCUUUCCUCCCAGAGAGUCCUCGCUUCCUGCUGAUCGACAGGAGGGAUGAAGCGGCAGCAGAGAGAGCCUUUCAGAGGUUCCUUGGAAAAAAGGAUGUUUCUGUUGAGUUGGAAGAGGUCCAUGCAGAGGCGCGAGCUCAGGAAAAUCUCCUCACGGUCUCCAUGUUACAGCUGCUGAAGAAUCGAGCUGUUCGCUGGCAGCUCAUCACCGCCAUGGUCACCAUGGCCUGCUAUCAGCUCUGCGGCCUCAAUGCUAUCUGGUACUACACCAAUGGGAUUUUACAGGCAGCAGGCUUUGAUGAGACGCUUAUUCCAUAUAUAACCCUCAGUACAGGCGCGAUAGAGACUUUGGCUGCCAUCGUCUCGGGUUUAGUGAUUGAACGAAUCGGGAGAAAACCUCUUCUCAUAUUUGGCUUUACCGCCAUGGCGGUGUUCUUCAGCCUACUUACAGUGUUCCUCAAUUUUCAGGACAGUGUGUCAUGGAUGCCUUACCUCAGUUACGCCUGCAUACUGGCUGUAAUUGCCUCCUUCUGCUCUGGGCCAGGAGGAAUCCCCUUUGUCCUGACCGGUGAACUGUUUGAGCAAGCCUAUAGGCCUGCUGCCUUUAUGAUCGCAGGCACUGUGAACUGGCUGUCCAACUUUGCAGUGGGUCUCUUGUUUCCAUUCAUACAGGAGACCCUGGGGACAUUUUCCUUUCUGGUGUUCGUGGGGGUCUGUGUCAUAGCAUCAAUCUACCUCUGUGUCAUCCUCCCUGAAACCAAAAAUAAAACAUUCAUGGACAUAAGCCACAGUUUUGCCAAGAUCAACAAAGUCCCUGUCUCCCCCCCGAGCCAUGAAAUGAAGCUGGUCCUGCGUGUAGCGUCGGAUAAGAACGUAAAAGAUCAAAAUCACUUUAAGAGGGAAAGUUCUUUUUAACUUUGGUGAAGAAGCAGUGUUGAGAAAUAAAAUAAUGUUGUUUUUUUUAUUGUUUUACGAACGUCUCGCCACUGCAGCAAAGUGUUUCAUACUAAUAUUAAAUGUGUAUUUUGUAAAUACUUAAUUUUUCAUCAAGCUUUUUUUAGCAAUAUUUUUUGCUCUUUGCACAUUGAAGCCGUGUCAGGGCAACACGAUAACUUGAGAGCGUGAUUUCUGAUUUGCAUGUAAAUCACACAGUUUUGUGUUUUCUCCUUGUUUUGUUGCAACAACCCUUGAGGGAAAUAUCCAUCUGGCGUGUGAUGCUGAGGUAACUACAGUUCUGGGGAUUUUAUGGGAUUUUUCACAGAGCAAAGCUGCUGGAUGCAGCUGAAAAAGUGUGGAGUGGCGAUAGUAAAAAAAAAAAAAAACAGUAAAUCUGACAGGGACAGUUGUGGUGCCUCUCCAAAUCUAAAAGGAGAUGUGGCUACUUCCCACCAGAUGGUGCGAAGCCGAUGGAGGAAGUGAUGUGGACAGAGGCAGACGAGCGUGGAAUUGGGCGGACAAUACAGUUUGCUCCACAUUAGGGUGUCUUCCUCAGUUCUAAACUGACUGACUCGAGGCUUACAACACACAAAACAAAGCCUUGUGUCUCACUGCAUUAACAAAUGUUUUAAGAGGGUCUUCCGAAGAGAAAUACGUUUACAGGACAGUCAUCCCUCGCCACUUUGCGCUUUACUCUGUCACGGGGUUUUUCAAAAAUGUAUUAAAAAGUAAAUCAUGCUGUUGCUUGUUUUAAUACCGUCUAUUAUUAGUUAAAACAUAUGCAUAUUUAAGUAAAUGUUAUGCAUUUUUUGUCUAAAUGAUGCAUUUUUAAGCAUAAAAAUGGCGAGAUGAACUAAAAUACAAAUAUAAGGGCAUUCAAAAGACGCAUUCAAAGACAUUUAUAUGUAAUAUUCUGCACUGGUCAGUAAUGUCACGGUAAGACACACAAGGAACAACAGGCUUUUAUCGCAGGUUUGAAUUAUCUCCAAAAGGCACAAUAAUCCCGAAUAAAAAUGCCUUGUAAAAACACAGGCCCUCUUGCAGCCUGUAACCCACGGCAAGUUAAAACUCAACUCUGAGCCCCCGACGCCACUUCCUGUCUGACACUCACUCUGCCUCCCUAGGGAUCACAUUUAUAGCAACACACACGAGCAUGAGUCAUAUUUAUGUCUUAAAUGACUAAUAAUUUACUCUUAUGUCUGCUAUACUGGAUAAUACAAGUGUAAAGGUGACUAUAGGGGUGUUAGUUCAUGUCGAGAGAGCUCUAAUAAUGUUAAAAACCGUAUUUAGAAGGCAGUAAACAAGUUUUCUAUGCUCUUGACUAUGAAAAUUUUCCUUUUCUAAAUAAGGAAUCCUACUUGGUGAAAAUUCACUCAUCACGGCCGGGUCUGGAACCAAUUAACAGCGAUAAAUGAGGGAUUACUGUAUAUCUCAUUUGUUGUUUAUUUUCUCCAUGUCAUUGGUUUUACCCUGUCUGUGAGCGUGCGCUGCUCCCUACUCAUCAGCCAAUGUCUUCCACCCAGGUGGUGUACUUAGCUCAUCAAUUUGAACUGUAGAUUUUGUAUCUUUGUUGUGUUUCUUGUUUGCUUCAAAUGUGAUCAUGAUUUGUUUUGGAUUAUUUUGUUUUCCCCGCCAUAACUAAUAUUUUUAUUCUUUUACCAAAAUAAAUUGA
Molecule: messenger RNA, 4739 nt
Organism: Dunckerocampus dactyliophorus (ringed pipefish)
Lineage: Eukaryota; Metazoa; Chordata; Actinopteri; Syngnathiformes; Syngnathidae
Gene: slc2a9l2
Product: solute carrier family 2 member 9, like 2
Exons: 15
Coding region: 1469-3046 (525 amino acids)
Biological process (GO): monosaccharide transmembrane transport
Cellular component (GO): membrane
Molecular function (GO): hexose transmembrane transporter activity
Source: RefSeq, a predicted model, not a curated record